This is a messenger RNA of Symbiodinium natans, 1161 nucleotides long. The record is from the annotation of a GenBank genome assembly. Lineage: Eukaryota; Dinophyceae; Suessiales; Symbiodiniaceae.
AUGGGCUGCUGCCAGGGCUCAGCCUCCGUGGUGCCUCUGGGGCCACCGAGCAAGGAGGACAGACUGCCUCUCAUUUUCCGCACAGCGGACAACUCCAUCCGAAUCUGCACUUCCUGCCCGUCAAACCUCUACAACCACGUCGAGGCCUUAUGCAGCGAGCUGGAUAUCAGGACGGCCUUUGGCAGAAAGGGCGACUUCAUGGAGGACACCGAAGGCGAAGAUUGGUUCGGCAAGUGGCAGAACAGAGUCUUGCAGUCACUGGACGACGCCCUCCAGACGAAGAACCGCGAAGGGCCCUUUUCCAUCUACAGUUUAAUGAUCACCGACGAGGACAACAAAAACUGCAAGAGGGAGCAAGAGAACAUGGAGGAGUUAGCCGAUGCGCUACAGCAUCAGCGGGGGGACUCGUUGAGCUUCUCUGUUAGUUCUUGCCUGGUGUGCGUCCAAGACUUGACCACGGCGGUUCGUAGUUUACAAAGAAAGGAGCACGAUGUCCAGCGGGCUUACGAGCAGUUCCUCAAGUCGGGCAAGCACAAAGAUGCCUGGUCCUUCUACCUGAUGACCAUGGCUUUGAAGGCACAGACCUCGUCACCAAGACCAUCGGCGCAGCGUCUGAUAGAUCGGGGCGAUGUUCUUGGAACUAUCCUGACCGAAAAAGGCACCGAUCAGCUGAACGAUCGCGAUACGAGGUUCUGCGAGAGAGCCGAGUGGCUCCUCAGAUGUGCGGAUGCUUCGCGAUGCAUCAGGCCGAUUGUGGACAAGCGCUGGAAAAUCCCGAUCAGGUUCGACCCACAGAGCCGGCUCGCUCAAUGGGCAGUGGCGCAAGAACUGGACCUGUCAGAAACCAACCUGGACUUCGAGAGAGAUUUCGCAAGUUGCAUACGGGACUUCGCCCCAAGCAAAGGAAACCGAAAAGGGCAUCUCAGGCUUCAGCUUUUCCAGAGGUGGCAUCGCGCAUCCGACAUUCAGGUGGCGUUGCAGAGGGAGGAGGAAUUGAAGUGGAUUUUGCAGGAGGCAAGACAAGCAGAGCUGCCGGAUGACCUUCUGAAUGGUGUCGAAUCAAAGCUCAAGGAGUGCAAAGAGGUGGAUGAAAUGUCCUACAACCUGGCGGCCCUCGUGAAGCACCAGAAGGUCAUCGUGAAACGGUGGACAGAUAGCUAG